UGGUUGGAAUGGAAAAUACGUUUUCAGGAUAUUUGCAUUGACGAAGAAUUAUUUGUGGAGAGCAUUUAAUUGAAAUUAAUUAAGAUACUGAAUCGUCAUCGGUUUUGAUAGAGAUCUUACAAGUGAAACCUUAAUUCAUUAAAAAUAUUAACACCUGUGGAAUGGCAACCCGUCAUGUAGGAAAGACUUAGGUAGACCAGCUGUUCCAACUUCCUGGUAAACUAACAGUUAAAUCACAUUUCUGUCGAUAUUUUCUCUUCAGAAGAAAGACAUGUUUUAACUGUUAGCUUACUAAAAGAACAAUCAUAUUUGUCUUUCAUAACAUCGCUCUUCUCAAUUCUAUCCGUGUACAGUGUGUGCACUGUGUACGUGCAUAAACUCUUCAAGCAAUUUAUCCGUUGUCAAUUUUUCUUUAGCUACAUUUCUGUCAGAUUUUUUCCAAAACUUUGUUAGUAAAGCAAUAUUUCUUUGAAAAAUUAUUUUCGGCUUAUUUCUCAGAAAAAAUUUGAAGUCCUCCUCAAGAGUCGGAUUCUGCAAUUUGGCUCUUCAAAAUUUAUGCUAAAAUACAAUUUGUUAGUAGACUACACUUGAUCUGCGGGUGCAAGAAAUCAAUGAAAUUUUUAUUUUGACCAAAAACGAGUAUAAACGAGUAUUUUUUAUAAAAAGUAUUAGCAUUUGUUUUGUUAUGUGGCUGUACUUUUGGAAAUAAAAAUAUGAGUUUCGCCUGAACACUACCAGGUGUCUCUGUACUAGUACUACUCCUGUCGACGCUUAAUCAUUAAUCAUUCUACGGACGCCGUAUUAUGUCAAUGAUUUUGACAUCCGGUGAACGAAAAUAAGGUUAACGGCAAUCAACAGCGUUCCCGCGAGCCUCAUUAUGAUCAAUCGUGCGUGUAGAUCGUGAGUGCGAUCUCACGUCGUGAGAGUGCGUCCAAAUGUUUCUCAGUGCCCUGAGACUCGUAACUGUCCUCUUCGAUCUCUCCCCCGACCUCGUCCGGUCUUGUUCGUGAGUUCGAACAUCAGAGCUAACAAAUUUCGACAUCAGGAUACAUCACGAUGAUUGCACGAAACACCUAAGGAUCACUCACGCACGUAGACACUUACGAUAAUACCACGCCCGUUAUUGGGCGUACUUAACCUCUCCUCGCUCGCUGGAUCGUUCCUCCCGGAGGCAUUUACAGCUUUUACGGUUAGCACCGCAGCGAGAUGACUACCGACAAGGUUACUCUGGGCGACGCUCUGUCGAACGUCGACGUGUUGGACGAAUUUACACUGCCGGAUGAACAACCCUGCAUCGAAGCUCAGCCGUGCUCGGUGGUGUAUCAAGCGAACUUCGAUACCAAUUUCGAGGACAGAAAUGGUUUCGUGACGGGUAUCGCCAAGUAUAUAGAGGAAGCAACUGUCCAUGCUAGUUUGAAUGAAUUGUUGGAGGAGGGUUUGGAGCAUGCAGUGAUGUUAUAUACAUGGAGAUGUUGUUCGCGUGCAAUUCCACAGCCAAAGUCUAAUGAACAGCCAAAUAGAGUAGAGAUUUAUGAAAAGACAGUGGAAGUAUUGGCGCCUGAAGUAAACAAGUUAUUAAACUUUAUGUACUUUCAAAGAAAAGCAAUUGAACGAUUUUCGGCAGAAGUUAAGCGGCUGUGUCAUCAUGAGAAAAGGAAAGACUUUGUGUCGGAAGCAUACCUGUUGACUUUGGGAAAAUUUAUCAACAUGUUUGCUGUGCUGGACGAAUUGAAGAACAUGAAAUCCAGUGUAAAAAAUGACUAUUCCACGUACAGGAGAGCUGCACAGUUUCUGAAGGUGAUGUCGGAUUCCCAGACGUUGCAAGAGUCCCAAAACUUGUCGAUGUUUCUGGCGACGCAGAACAAAAUCCGUGACACGGUGAAAGAAAAUUUAGAGAAAAUCGCGGGAUACGAGGAGCUACUUGCAGACGUGGUCAACAUCUGCGUUCACAUGUUUGAAACGAAGAUGUAUCUUACGCCGAACGAGAAGCACAUGCUGGUAAAGGUGAUGGGCUUCGGCCUGUUCCUGAUGGACAGCGAGUUAUGCAACAUCAAUAAGCUCGAUCAGAAGAAGAAGCUGAAGUUGGACAGGAUCGAUAGAAUCUUCAAGAAUUUGGAGGUGGUGCCAUUGUUCGGGGACAUGCAGAUCGCGCCGUUCAAUUACAUUAAACGGUCGAAGCAUUUCGAUGCAUCGAAAUGGCCGUUGUCCGCCUCAUCGAAUAACAUAAGUCCACAAGCUGACCUCAUGGUACAUCUUCCUCAGAUCAGAGAGGAUCACGUGAAGUAUAUCAGUGAAUUGGCUAGGUACAGCAACGAAGUCACUACGACGUACAAGGAAUGUCGAAGCGACACGGAAAAUCGAGACACCGCGGAGUUGGCGUUGCGUGGAUUGCAAUUGCUCUCGCAGUGGACCAGCGUCGUGACAGAAUUAUAUAGUUGGAAGCUGCUGCAUCCCACGGAUCAUCACAUGAACAAGGAGUGCCCACAGGAAGCUGAGGAAUAUGAAAGAGCUACGCGUUACAAUUACUCCGAUGAGGAGAAAUUCGCUCUUAUAGAAGUCAUAGCGAUGAUCAAGGGAUUGCAAGUACUGAUGGCACGCAUGGAGACCGUUUUCAUUGAUGCGAUACGCCGAAAUAUCUACGCCGAACUGCAGGACUUUGUGCAACUCGCACUACGCGAGCCCUUGAGGAAAGCUAUCAAAAAUAAGAAAGAUCUGAUUAGAAGUAUAAUUGUUUCUGUGAGAGAAACGUGCGCCGAUUGGCAUUUUGGAGUGGAGCCGCUCGGAGAUCCUGCUUUGAAAGGCAAGAAGGAUCCAGAUAACGGAUUCGGCAUAAAGGUACCGCGAAGAAACGUUGGCCCGUCCUCCACGCAGCUUUACAUGGUACGAACCAUGUUGGAAUCAUUAAUUGCUGAUAAGAGUGGCGGAAAGCGCACGCUGAGGAAAGACAUCGAUGGCCAGUAUCUCGUGCAAAUUGAUCAGUUCCACAAAACUAGUUUCUACUGGAGUUAUCUUCUGAAUUUCAGUGAGUCCUUACAGAAUUGUUGCGAUUUGUCGCAACUCUGGUACAGAGAAUUUUAUUUAGAGAUGACAAUGGGUAGAAAAAUACAGAAAUGCCAAGUACGCCACCAGCACAACGAAGAGUGCAGCGACCUGAUCACCAUGGAGAAACGCAUUCAGUUCCCCAUCGAAAUGUCCAUGCCGUGGAUAUUGACCGAUCACAUAUUGAGAAGUAAGGAACCAUCGAUGAUGGAGUACGUUUUGUAUCCUCUGGAUCUGUAUAACGACAGCGCCUUGUACGCGCUCACGAUAUUCCGUAAGCAGUUUCUGUACGACGAGGUGGAGGCUGAGGUGAAUCUGUGCUUCGAUCAAUUUGUUUACAAGCUUAGCGAGCAGAUCUUCGCGCAUUAUAAGCAACUGGCGGCCAGUAUUCUGCUGGACAAGCGGUUCAGGGUGGAGUGCGUGGCUCUCGGAGCAUACCUGCUUCCGUAUCCUCGCGCCAACAGAUACGAAACGCUGCUGAAGCAGAGGCACGUGCAGUUGCUGGGCAGGAGCAUCGACCUGAACAAACUCAUAACGCAACGCAUCAACGCGGACAUGCAAAAGUCGUUGGACUUGGCCAUCAGCAAGUUCGAGUCCGGCGACAUAACUGGAGUCGUGGAACUGGACGGUCUGCUGCAAGUGAAUCGUCUGACUCAUAAGCUCCUGAGCAAGUGGCUCGCGUUGGAUGAAUACGAUGCCAUGUUCAGAGAAGCUAAUCACAACGUCCUAGCUCCGUACGGAAGGAUCACCCUGCACGUAUUCUGGGAACUGAAUUACGACUUCCUGCCGAAUUACUGUUACAACGCUGCCACGAACAGAUUUGUCAAGUGUCGCGGCCUGCAAUUCGUGCAACCCGUCCACAGGGAUAAACCACCGCAGAUGUCGCAUCAUUAUCUCUGGGGUAGCAAGCAGCUGAAUCUGGCUUACAGCACCCAGUACGGCCAGUAUUCAGGAUUCGCUGGCCCGCAUCAUUUCCGCACGAUAUGCAAGCUCCUCGGAUACCAAGGAAUAGCCGUGGUCAUGGAGGAACUCUUGAAAAUCGUCAAGACCUUGAUACAAGGGAGUCUGCACCAGUUCACGAAGACUCUGAUGGAGGCCAUGCCCAAAGUCUGCAAGCUCCCAAGAUACGAUUACGGAUCACCGGGAGUCCUGGGCUACUAUCACGCUCAGUUGAACGACAUCGUGCAAUAUCCCGACGCCAAGACUGAAUUGUUUCAUAAUUUUCGCGAGUUCGGCAAUACAAUUCUGUUCUGCUUAUUAAUGGAGCAGGCUCUGUCGCAAGAGGAAGUAUGCGACUUACUGCACGCCGCACCCUUUCAGAAUAUCCUACCUAGACCCUAUUGUAAAGAGGCUUGUGACUCGCGCACAAAAUUUUCAGAGGGUGAGAAGCCCGAGACCAAGCAGAAACGACUUGAGGCGAAGUACGCGGCUCUACAAAUCGUUCCAAACGUGGAUAAAUUGGGCACCGCCAAGCAAGCGAUGAUCGCCAGAGAAGGGGAUCUGCUGACGCGCGAACGAUUAUGCUGCGGUUUGUCAAUAUUCGAAGUUGUACUGAGCAGACUGCGGAGUUUCCUAGACGAUCCCAUCUGGGUCGGGCCACCACCGGCGAACGGCGUGAUGAAUGUGGACGAGUGCACGGAAUUUCAUAGGCUCUGGAGCGCGCUUCAAUUCGUGUACUGCAUUCCCGUUGGUGAAACCGAAUUUACCGUCGAAGAAUUAUUCGGUGAGGGCUUACACUGGGCCGGGUGCGCCAUGAUUGUCCUCUUAGGACAACAACGAAGAUUCGAGGCGCUCGAUUUCUGUUACCAUAUUCUUAGAGUGCAACGCGUGGAUUGCAAGGAUGAGAACGUCAAGGGGAUACAUUUGAAGAGGAUGGUGGACCGGAUACGGCGGUUCCAAGUGCUGAACUCGCAAAUAUUCGCCGUGCUGAACAAGUACUUGAAAAGCGGAGACAGCGACGUGGCGAGUGUGGAACAUGUACGCUGUUUUCCGCCCCCGAUACACCCCUCACUGGCACACGCGCAACAGCAUUAUCACGCGCCGGAGUAUCUGCGCCAGAUAAAUCAUCAAUAGUUGACGAUUGUAAAAAGACUGCAUCCCGCGUCACAAUGUGACCCCGACGGGAGGGAGACUCGAAGAACGAAAUCGUUCUUCGCUCUAUAAAAAAAAGGAACGGUUCCAGCUUUUCUGAAAAUUUCAUAUUUUAUAUAUGUAUAUCAUCAAUGUCGAUAUUUAUACUGUCCAUUUUCAAUUAAGCUUAAGAUGUGGAUAUCAUGACGCGACGAUUAUCCUUUUAGAAGACUUAUAAGAUUUUGCAAAAAAGAUUUAUAAGAUUACAAGGAAAAUGAUUUGUGAAUGACGAAUUCGCGCGUUUCGUCUACUUCCAGAACGCGCGAGCGCGCGCGCGAUUUUAGUUGAUUCAUUUCCGAUAAUAUGCGUUUUAGAUAGGUAAGUUUAUACAGUAAUACUGCUUUACUUGAACAAUUUAUAGGUAUUAACAGACUUGAUUAACGUGUGACCAUACAAACCUUUGUGACCUUAGACACAAAUAUAGAGCAAUCAAUACCG
Ooceraea biroi (clonal raider ant) is the source of this 5607-nucleotide messenger RNA. RefSeq names its product Cytoplasmic FMR1-interacting protein Sra-1 (gene Sra-1). NCBI's taxonomy places the organism in Eukaryota, Metazoa, Arthropoda, Insecta, Hymenoptera, Formicidae. Gene Ontology annotation, biological process: regulation of actin filament polymerization. The record is from RefSeq and is a predicted model, not a curated record. Gene Ontology annotation, molecular function: small GTPase binding.